AUGGCAGUGUUGGUCGGCUUACACUCCUGUCUUUCUUUCCUUCGUUGAGGAGCAUUGAAUCCAUGGUGCCAUUAGACCCACACUAGUCAGAAUAGGGAGGGGAAAAUCAGAUGACCUUAGGAAACACGCCUCAACCAAGAUGCAGCCAUGGAGAAGCAUGCAUGGGACAGCUGAUUACCCAACUCCUCGACCUUGGAAUUUCCGCGUUCGGGACACAGUAACGCUGGAAGCAGACUCUUGCACGAUAGCCAAGGGGGCUAAUGCAAGCAUGCAAAGGUGUGGGUACAUGGUGAACGAACUGGUCGGAAAACCCAAAGCAUAGGUCUCCCGCAGGAUGUCAGACAAGACUGGUCUGACACGCAAACCAGGGCGCCGCACGUUGUUAAAAGCCCAUGCUCGUCCACGCAGGGAACCCAUUCCUAAGGACAGCAGCCCUAAGGAAAGCGUACCGUCAUCAAAGGGUGACGACAUUGUCUGUGAUACUGCCGAAAGGUCUACCUCAGCCUCACAAGAGGCUUGCGACGACGAGCCGGAGGAAGGCUCUACCACUGCCAGCGAAGAGGAGGAGCCCGAAGCUGGGCCUUCGUUAGAUGAUGCCCCUGGACCGUCGGGUAUUUCCCAGGCUGUGAUCAAACCCCGUGAACCUGACACUCCGCUCGUUGACCCGAAACUUCGUGAACAACAGAUACUGGGAACCAAGGAGUCGGAGCAACUGACACCAGAGCAGAAAACGGAUCUGUUGAUAACAAAUUGCAAGUCUCUUGGUGACAAUCAACACGAGUGCUGUAUUUGCAAGAAGAAGAUCCGUGGAGGUUUGACGCAUCUGAGAAUGCAUAUGAGAACGCACACAGGACACAGACCGUACAAGUGCGAUCUUUGCGGUGCCCAGUUUGUACAAAGAGCUCAACUUCGUGCUCACAGCAUUUGUCACUCCGAACUUCGGCCAUUCGCAUGCGAGAUCUGCAGGAAAAGGUUCAAGCGAGCAGAAAGUGUCAAAGACCAUAUGAAAGUGCAUACGGGUGAAAAACCGUUCAAAUGCUCGUAUUGUGAACGGUGGUUUGGCCACAAGUGUGACGUGGUGAAGCACGAACGGGUGCACACUGGGGAAAAACCGUAUUCCUGCCAACACUGUGGACGAGCCUUCAGCCAGAAGGGAGCACUUAGAGUCCAUAUUCGAACGCAUACCAAGGAACGGCCUUACCGAUGUCCGCAUAAGUCUUGCGACAAAGCGUUCCCGAUCCUGUCGAGUUUGCAGCGGCAUUUGUGCAAACAUUCGGGGACGAAACCAUUUACGUGCGAAGUUUGCUCGGUUUCAUUUUUCACUCAGACGCAUCUUAAGCGGCAUCAGAAAACGCAUUUUGAGCAAGGAGAAGGUUCUCAGGAGGAAUCAAUACCAAGCCAACCAACACCUCCGCUGCUGCCUUUGGCGCCUGCAGCUCCGCCAGUGUCCAUGGCCCUACCAACGCCGGAGCUCAAGUGCGAAAAGUGCCUCCGAACGUUCCUUCAUCACGCAUCGUGGCAGCGACACGCGGCCAUUUGUGGCACUGAACAAGUCGCCGACCAGCCCGCGGAACUAGUGACCGUCCCGCCGCCCGCGCACCAGCCGACAAUCACCUCUGUGUUUCAUCCGAAAAAGUUUCGUCGCGCUUUGCAUCCGCCGCCACUCAUGAAAUUCAGGAGCAAGCAGGGUGACGAGAUUGAAGUGGGAUUGGUGCAGAAGAGUGCCGCAACGUCGUUGUCGUCAACGUCGAGCGAGGUGGAAGUGGCCGCAGCGGAAGUGACAAUCGAGCCGAAGGAUCCUAUGCAGUCGAGUUCAGUGGUGGUGGUGGAGGAGAGUGAGUUGGUAGAUGUCGCUGCGCCGGGGCCGUCCGGCGUGUCGGCCCCGGAAGCCGGAACUGUCGUAUUUUUGAAUCGCGAGGUUACCAUCCGGAAGUUACCUUCCAAAAAUUGAGAUGUUGGCCCACCAUGUAAUUCUUUUUCCGUCGUCGUUACCAAACAAUUCAGAUUCCCCCCCCCGCUCUUUUCAAAAAUCCAAUCAUUUAUGGUUUCAGAACUGCGUCAUUGGAGAAAUAUUUCUUUUUAACUACAGUACCUCAGGAAGCCAGUUCAGUUCAACAUUCUCUCAGAAUCGUUUGAUGUUACGAAACCGUUUUGUGGAGAUAGAAACGAGAUUUUGGUACCACGCUGUAGAUUGUGUCAAACUUCUCCAGCGAUUUUCCCGCGAACGCUAGAAAAUUCUAUGUAAUUUUUUUUUACUUUUUCAGUUUAGUUCCAGUCGUACAGUAAUUUUGGCAUUGUUUUUUAUCCGUGUUGAUCAGCAUUGAAUUGGUAUGUACUCUUUCUCGUGCAGAAGUACGUAAACCUCUACGUAAAAAAAAAACAGAAGAUUUGUGAAUAAUUCGAUAAGUUCAAGUCAGAGAAACCUCGAAGAGAAACUACUAGUUAGCUUUCGUUUGGGUCGACAAUGAGAAAAAAAUCUAAUCGAGGAAGAGGCAUUGGUCUGAGUCCGGCUUGAAUAGGAGCCGAUACACAUGUCUUUCUGUGUUGGAUUACAAUGAGGUCACUUUUAGCGUUCUGUUGAUUGCGGUUAUUUCUAUAGUUUUUGCUGUGAUUGAGGGAAUACGGGAAGAAUGUCUUAUGUGAACUCGCAUCUGUUCGUGUGCUAAAAUAUUAAUAACCAUGUGUAUUUUUACUUUAAUUUUCAAAAAUAACUUGAUUUCUCAGGCACUUUUAUUUUAUUUUUGCGAUGCUCAUGGAUCUGUUUGUAUAAUGUUAGUGUGCUUCUGUUCAAAUGCGCGAGAAAUGUGCGAGAUUCUUCGUUUCUAACUGGUAAUUCAGUUUAAAAUUUUAUAUUUUACUGCUCAUUGAACUUUUUCGGAAACUGAAUUUUAAUCGAUUGAACUAGGUUACAUUUACACGAUUAAUUUGUUCGAAACCUUGCAUUACUGAAGUUUCCGAAAGGCAGCCUGUAUUGCAAGGUAUUUUGGGUCUUGUUGAGGUGUUGCUCAAAUGAUUUAUGUCCUAACCGAUUAAGUAAGCCUCAUAAAAUUUUGGCCGUCCAUUUCCGAAGCUAUUAUUGAUUAGAUACUAUACUAUACUGUAAUAUGGCUGUAUGAAAGUCGAGAAUGCUUUGUGGUUGAAGUUGAUGCUUUAUUCGUCGUUUUUUUCUUUCUUCUGGUAAAUUUUGUGGAUAUACUGUACGUAUUUUUAGGAUUCGAACGCUAGAAGUGACCGAGCUUGUAAACGCACAAGGCAGUUCAAGACCCAGUGAGGAAACGAAUUGUCCCGGUGUUGAACUAGUUGUGUGAGCUGACGUUGAAUCCAUCCAGAGGUGCCCACGAAACAGCUCGCCUUACUUUUUUUUUGUAACUCAGAGGAAGAUUUUUUAUACAGUAUGCGAACUCGUGGCAUUCCUCGCGGGAAAUUUUUUUGCUACCCUGUAAAUAAAAGGAGAAAGAAAUGGGAUGCGAGGGAAACAGAUUGUGAAUCGGUAGUGGGAAACGAAACUCGGUGUUUUUUCCUAAUCACGCACUGCCAUUCCGUGAAACAAAAAAAAAAAAGAAAUGAAAAGAAACCGCACUGGAUGUGUGUAUUAUUCGAGUGACUGGAGUUACCAAUUCCCACACACCGAGGCGGACAUCUUGGAGAACCGAGAAUCAACGGAAGGAAAACGUUUUUUAAAGCAAACUUCGGGAAUUGAUCCGACCUAGUCAAUCGUGCACCUGAGGGGUUUUUUUUUUAACCCGGGAGAAGAUCCAUUAGGAAUUUUUGGUAAUUUUUUGAAUACGAGGGAAUGGAAAUUUGGUUCGUCGUUGACGACUUUGUAGUACCUGGUGAUUGCGUGCCGACAGUGCCUGAAUGCUGGUGAUUAUCCUCGCUUUUUCUCUGGAUUUUUUAGUGCUGUUUCAGUAUUAAUGGCCGCUCCCUGAGUUUAUUCUCCGUGGUUUUUCUUUUUUUCUUUUCUUGGCGUUUCGCCACUACGUGGCGUCUUUGAAAUGUCAGUGCCUUUAUGGAGUGAGUGCUUUGUUUUGGAAUGAGUUUCUGUCGCUUGACGAAAUGUCGAAUUACCUCAAGUUACCUCUCAUGGCAUGUUUCCCGAUGUUCUGGUCGAAACUCGGGGACAAACUUUGAGAGACUGCUGGAAUUACAAUUGGAGAAACCAUUUUUUAGAAUCCGGAAUCCAUUUCUUUGUCGUCUUAGCCAACAUAUAAUUUACGGUAUCAUUUUUUAUUUAUUUUUGCUCAAAAAAAGAAGGGUUUGCGUCUCUGGAGAAAAAUUCUUCCCAUCGAAGGAAACUCUCUUCACAGACGGAAGUGUGUUGCUGUGAGUGGAUUCCAUGUUGAAAAGCUUGCACGAAGUUGUGGAUUUUGGCCUCAUGAAUCUCGAGGUUUUCGAAUACUUCAUCGUCGUAUCUUACGGUAUUUGGUCUGUGUGAGAAUUCGAAUAUUUGCAGAGCUUUCUAUUCCUUUCCACUCACGUCUUCUUGAUUCUCAAUCUCCAGUUUUCAGGUCUUGAUAUUUUUUGUGUUGAUGAUCUGGAAUGGAAUUUAUCGUUGACGGGCUUCUUCCCGGUUUGGAAUUUUGCGUAAUUUUCUUGGCUGGGAAUCGUCUUUCUUACGGAUGCUUUGGUGUGAGUACGAGGAGUCGUUGGACCGGAAGAACAUGAUGGUCAAGAGAGGAAAGAAAAUAUUUUCUGUUUAGUUAUUCUGCCGCAUGCUGAUGCUUCGGACGAGCUUCAGAAUCAUGUCUAUGAUGAACUCAAAAAUUGUCAAGAUGCUCAGCAGAGAGAACCCUGUGAGAAGUCCGAGGGUUCCUCCGAGUUCCCCCAGGAAAUUCGUGGUGUCGUACCCUUCCAUCUCCUCGAUAUGCAUCAAUUCGUCCGUGGCUAAAUACAGCAUCAAUUCGCCGAACUUGUCAUUUUCUCGUGACGUCAACGACCUGGAGAGGAUAUUGGGUUCGUAGCGGAUGUUUAGACACGUUCGGAUGCAGUGUUUGCACUUGGAUUUGACGACGGCGUCGAACGGAGGAUUUGAUAUUGACGACAACUGCUUGAAAAUGGAUUCCGCCUGAGUGUAAUUUUUGCAGAUGGGAGCGGAGAUUUCCAUCCACGGCAUCUUGCAGCGGAUUUUUGAACGAGGAUGGAAGAUUCACAUAUGACACAUUGAGACAAUGGACAACGGAAUUCUAGAACCCUUCGCCGUCGGUACUCAGUUGCUCGGAAUUACGAUUUUUACCAUGCUUACUACUUGUACUAAGGAUAUCUGGUACAGUUGGACCUCUUUGACUCCAACAUCCCCAACUCGAAUUUUUUUCUAGUUCAUUAUCAAAGUAUUGUGCAUUACCUUGAAAACAAUUUCACCUGAACCUCAUGUAAUCAAAAUUUAGGAAGAGAAGCAAGGGUUGGAAAUUUAAAUGUCAUUGGUUUUGGAAAGGAAAAUGAGCAAAUUGAAUUGGUCCAUAAAAUCCUGACUUGAGGGUUCAGUCAUUUCUUUUGUAUUGGGAAUAAUCAUGAAAAUGCUUAUUGACACGCUACACACAGUGUUGCAGAGACAAAUUCAGCCCCUAUUACUUUAAAAUUUUGCAGCAAGCAUUUUCAGCGACUCCCCUACCUGAAAACCUCUUGAAAGCCAAAUUUUCUGUUGGUCCCUUCAAAUUUGGUUUGGAGAGGUCCGGCUUUACUACAUUUUGUCCAAUGCAAGAUUUUAUCAACUGCAGCCAAUCCCAGAUUUAGUGCCACAAAUUUCCUUGGAACAAACCUCCCUAUUGUGUUCUUAAGAGAAAUCCCAAUGUAUAGUACCAGAUCACUUAUUGCCAAAAUAAUUCCUUUUCCUAAAUCAAAAGUGAACCGAAAGGAAAUAAAUUAAGGGCUUCUUCUAGGGUUAUCCCUAGUUAAUACUAGUUAUUACUGAGAACAUUACUAUGCUCACGUAAAAAUGCUGGAUAACUUUGAACCUGAAUUUACAAUGUUGAAAAUAAUUUUUGUGGUUGCGUGACACCUGAUCUUCCUUAAAUUACAAUUAAUAAAAUGGGAGCUUUCCUUGAAAUGUUUGGGAUUACUGUAUGACUCUUAAUGCACAAUUUUUAAAACAAAAGUUCAAGCGUAAAAACGGAACAUAUUCCGUCUUGGUAAGUAUUUUUAAAUAUGCGGUAUUAUACAAACAGUCAUUUGAACUUUAAAUUUUUUGCGGAUAUCUUCCAUAAGAAGGAUACAGGGGCCUAACAAACGUGUGAACAUGCUUAUUUUGCCUACGAUAGAAACCCUUAGUUAUGAACCUUUCUCUCUUGAAGUACUUACCAUAUGGUGCCACCCUUGCUAAGUGCCACAAAAUACGCCGGUAUAAAAGGCAUUAAAUUGAAGGUUGACUGUAAAAUGCAUCUCAAUUCUCCCUUUUUCCACCAAAAAUUAGAAAUGUUGCAUCAGGACAUAAUAGUAAAACCCAGUUACAAGACACCCCCAAUAAGAUACCACUGUCAGCAGAUGCCAAUUCUUUUGUUAACGUAUUUUCUCCAAUUAUAGUAUCAUUGGAAAUCCCACCAAAUGCCAAAAUUAUUAACAACACAAAUUGCCUGCCUAAAAUAUUUAAUUUCCUGUGAGAGGUCUCCCAUUGAUAAAAACACAAGGAUACGUAAUUUACUUCUUGGAAAGAUUAAUUACUAUAGAUGUAUUGUUUUGAUUGAUCUCUAGAAGAAUAAUUUUAUUUCCUAUCAUAAUUCAUUUGAGAUCAUUUUAGCUUUUUUUUUUAAACUAGCAACCCGCUUGUUGAACUGCCACAAUAAACCGCAGAAAAAAAUUGUGUUGGCUUAUCCAGGUUUUACUUCACGGCGCCCUUGAGUGUCAAUUUAAAUGUUUUUUCUGGUUAUUGAUGAAUGGAACAGUCUGCCUUCCAUUUUAUAAAUUCGUGCCGAAUAUUAAAAUCGAA
This is a messenger RNA of Notodromas monacha, 6919 nucleotides long. NCBI's taxonomy places the organism in Eukaryota, Metazoa, Arthropoda, Ostracoda, Podocopida, Cyprididae. The record is from the annotation of a GenBank genome assembly.